This is a messenger RNA of Stylonychia lemnae, 1104 nucleotides long. NCBI's taxonomy places the organism in Eukaryota, Ciliophora, Spirotrichea, Sporadotrichida, Oxytrichidae. The record is from the annotation of a GenBank genome assembly.
AUGUAUUAUUUCUUUGAUCUUACUGUUUAGGAAAGCACUAAUAAGCAACUCGUAUGCCUCAUGUGCUGGGGAUUUUUGACUUAGUAUUAAAAAAAGAAGCACAAUGCUCAUAGUGUCUACAUAAUUACUCCUCAAUUUUGCAGAAAUGAAGAUAUGUUUGUUAAGAAGGCACAUGAGCAUAAUAAACUUAAGGAAAACAAUACUUUAAUUGCUCUCUUUAACUCAUAAUGUGCGUAGCUGAUUGAAAAUCAUUAUAUGCAGCCUGUAAGAGGCGCUUAACAUAAGCCAGUAAUGCCAACUUAAGCAGCUUAUGUUUAAGGUGCAUAGCAAAUGAAUCUACCUCCAAAUACCUAGAAUUUCAUAGAGCUAAGAAAUCUUUCCUAAAGAUAACUAGAUUAAGAAAUGAGGCUUAAAAGAUUUCUGUAUAUGCAUUAGGAAUUAAAGGACUAAUUUGAAACUCAAUAAACUCAACUGAAAUUAAUCUUGAAUAAACUAGAAGAAUUUCAAAACUCGAAUUGCAAAUGUGAUAAGAUUGUUCUGCCUAAUAGUUAACCAAGUCAGGCUGAUGUAAAGUUGGGUUUUUCUCAAAAGUCUCACGACUUAAUCAAUAGCUAGAAUGAAAAUUACAAAUAGUCUUAAAGUACUAACACAAAUCCACAUCCACUCGAUCCAUUCUAAAACUCCUAAAAUUUUUCAAAUCAUCUAACAGAGACAAAAAUUGAACAAAUAAAUAGAGACAUGGUUAGUAUGGCAUUUGCAACAAAUUAAUCAGGAUUAACGGCAAAAGAUAUUAUUGUAGACACCUCAGCUUUAUUCAAUCUUGAUGGCUAUGGGCUAAAACCUAAGUAAGAGUAUGAGGAAGAUUUAAAAUUAACUCAGUCUGGAUUCACGAACAUUAAAAGCAAGAAGAGAAAGUCAACAGAUUCUCCGAAAGAUGAUCUGAAACCAGAUACAAUUGAGACUAUGUUGACACCUACUACCAACCCAUCCAACGAAUCUUCGGAACCCAAAGUUAGUAAGAGAGGCUCUCCUCAAAUUGGAAAGACUAUUUGCCUUUCCGAGAUAUAAACCAUAGAAAAUUUUAAGUUCAAAAGGACAAGAUGA